GGAAAAUAUAUUAACUUAGUUUUUAUAAAUUAUCCUAUAUUAACUAAGGUUAAAUACUCCUUUAAUAUAAAGUUAAAUUAUUAUAUAAUAAUUAUAAACCUACUUAAGCCUUUUAAAAUAACCUUAAGGAUAAGGAAAAAAUAUAUUCCGCUAAAAUACUAA
This is a messenger RNA of Trichoderma harzianum CBS 226.95, 162 nucleotides long. RefSeq lists its product as hypothetical. The annotation marks the transcript as partial. The transcript has a single exon. Lineage: Eukaryota; Fungi; Ascomycota; Sordariomycetes; Hypocreales; Hypocreaceae. The record is from RefSeq and is a predicted model, not a curated record.